Molecule: messenger RNA, 548 nt
Organism: Oryctolagus cuniculus (rabbit)
Lineage: Eukaryota; Metazoa; Chordata; Mammalia; Lagomorpha; Leporidae
Source: RefSeq, a predicted model, not a curated record
GCUAAUUAAGCCGACCAGCUUUCUUUCUUCACGGGGGCCUGGUAUGCAAUGGCUGCAAACAGCAGCCUCCUUGGUAGUGUAUGCAACCUAUUGUUUGUAUGGGUUGCCCUAAGGGACCUUGGAGACAGCCCUGCGCAGUGGACAUUCGUGCCUCUGACCUCAUGCUGUUGUUAAUCUAGGCUGCAGACAGGUAUGCGGGGUGCUUUUGGAAAGCCCCAAGGCACAGUAGCCAGAGUUCACAUUGGCCAAGUCAUCAUGUCCGUCCGCACCAAGCUGCAGGACAAGGAACAUGUGGUUGAGGCCCUACGCAGGGCCAAGUUCAAGUUCCCUGGCCGCCAGAAGAUCCACAUCUCAAAGAAGUGGGGCUUUACCAAGUUUAACGCGGAUGAAUUUGAAGACAUGGUGGCAGAGAAGCGGCUCAUCCCAGACAGCUGCGGGGUCAAGUACAUCCCCAAUCGUGGUCCCCUGGAUAAGUGGCGGGCCCUCCACUCAUGAGCCUGACUCUCCUGUGCUCUGUAAUCAUUGAUAAUAAAGCCUGGUUCCUAUAA